AUGUGUAAAGGUUAUGUUAAUAAAAGACAAUACUAUGUGCAACAGUACGGACUGGAAAAUGCAAACAAAAUUAGACGACUGGAAUUCAAGAAAACAAAGGCAUCUCGUCUCCUAGCAUCCAUCAAUUUUCUUAAAAGAUGCAGAGACCACAACAUCAUCCCCAACUGUGUACGAUUGGCUCCAAGAAAGGACAUAGUUGGGAGCGCCAGUAUUCUUGAAACAGCAAGUAGAAAAUUGUUAAUUAAACUUGUCGCCGGACAUAGAACAGAGUAUCAACGACUAAACAUUCAAAUCCAAAAUGAAACGGAGGAAAUACGGGGCACACUAGUGCUCAUGUUAAGAGAUCUCAAGUUACUCCACAAUGAAACCAUGGUGAGGUUUGACAUUGAGUCACUAUUUACAAACUUACCACUAAAUGACUGCCUAGAUAUAAUUGCAAAAAGACUUAAGAACAUGUCACCAGAUUAUGUAGAUAUUGUAAAACACUGUCUCACAUCAGGAUACCUAAUGUGGAAAGAUGAGUUCUAUGUGCAGGUUGAUGGAGUAGCCAUGGGUUCUCCAGUGUCACCUAUAGUCGCUGACAUCUUCGUGGAGGACUUUGAGGAGAGAGCUCUGGCCAAUGCCCCGGUUAAACCUCGACUGUACAAGAGAUAUGUCGAUGACACAUUUGUAGUACUCCCCAAUGACAAAAUAUCUGCAUUUCUAGCACAUUUAAAUUCAAUACACAAUAACAUUAAAUAUACUGUUGAACAAGAGAACAAAAACUGUCAAAUUGUCGUGGUUAAAAUACAAUGUGUGGCCAAAUGGUCACACAUAAAAGAUUUCUUUGAAAUCGACAACAAAACCCCAAAUUUUGUGUUCGCUCCUGCUUUCACAAAGAAAUGCAAAACAAAAAAUGUGCGUCAAACUAGCUGCACAAGUUUUGAGCCACACAGUGGCAGCGGACUUUAUGCAAAGAUAGCUGAUGGCGCACUCAGUACAGAAGCUGCUAUUACUGCAAAUGUGAUAUCACAUAUGGACAAGCUUUAUGACGCCCUGAAUAGCGACUCAGCAGACUUGCGGCGAGGAGAAAUUUUCUCCACAAACUUGACAGCGAAAAGCCCACACCACAAAUUAUUUCAGAGUAUGAAAUAUUUUUUGAAAACAUUGAAAUUUAUGGGGUCUCUGCGAACACCCCCACAGGAAGACAAAAAAUUAAGCCCACUUGUUGAGGAUAACAAAAAGCUGAAACAAGAUCUCCAAGCUUCCCAUGCACGUAUACAAAAUCUUGAGAGAGAAAUGAGAAAAGAUAACAUAAUAUUACACGGGAUGGCAGAAAAUGAACAUAGUACAAGUGAGCUCUGGAAAAAUGUGUUAGAAGUGCUGAAUGAAACGAGUUUAAGAUCUGAUGGGAUGCGGGAGUGGGAUCAAUGGGAGAUCAGCAACAUGAGAAGGAUAGGCAAGAAAAUGAAUGACAAAAAGAGACUGAUACUUAUCACCCUUGCUUUAAAUUGGCGGAAAUAUGAACUUCUAAAAACAAUAAAAAUUUCCCGACAAAUAUACAUGCAACCGAAGAUUACCCGAAGGAAAUUAUCCAAAUAA
Messenger RNA from Pieris macdunnoughi, 1581 nucleotides. NCBI's taxonomy places the organism in Eukaryota, Metazoa, Arthropoda, Insecta, Lepidoptera, Pieridae. The record is from the annotation of a GenBank genome assembly.